GCUUUGACAGGAGGAGGGGCUGGGAUCUGCAGAAUUAGAAUUAGGAUGGCUGUGAGUGUGAGCUUUGAAGGGCAAGUUGCUGUCCUUAGAAUGGAAAGAGGAGAGAACAGGUUCAACAUUGAAUUCCUGGAUCAAUUUCUAUCAGCUCUGGAUAAGGUAGAAGGGAACCCCAAUACCAGGGCUCUAGUAACUACAGGAGAUGGAAAGUUUUACUCCAAUGGGCUGGAUCUUGAAGCCAUGUCUACUUAUAAUGAAGAGCAGUUUAAAGAGUUUGACAGGACCUACCAAUUAGCUCAUAAAAGACUCCUAACGUUUCCUAUGGUAACGAUUGCAGCUAUUAACGGUCAUGCUUAUGCUGCUGGAGGCAUAUUGGCUCUUGCACACGACAUCAGGAUAAUGAGAAAGGAGAGGGGAUGGUUCUGUCUUCCAGAGAUUAAAAUUAACAGAUCAUUCACCAUCUCUACCAUGGAGCUGGUAAAGGCCAAGCUCCCUCAAUCGGAGCAGGUCGCCAGUGUCCUAAUGGGACGACGGUACACUGGUCAAGAGGCAUUGGAUGCUGGUAUAAUACAAGGAGUUAUGCCUGGACCCCAGCUGCUGCUCUCUGCCCUCAAGAGAGGGGAAGAGGCUGCUAAAGAGAACUUUGAUAGAAGUACAUUGGGCGAAUUGAAGAAUGCCCUUUAUUUCUCAACUGUUAAGGCCCUUACUGAACCAAAUACGUAUUAUUCCAAACUGUAGACAUGAUCAAUUGAUCAUUUUGAUACAAAAAAUUAGUACAUUUUAA
Amphimedon queenslandica is the source of this 781-nucleotide messenger RNA. RefSeq names its product enoyl-CoA delta isomerase 2, peroxisomal-like. Gene Ontology annotation, molecular function: delta(3)-delta(2)-enoyl-CoA isomerase activity. Gene Ontology annotation, biological process: fatty acid beta-oxidation. The transcript has a single exon. Lineage: Eukaryota; Metazoa; Porifera; Demospongiae; Haplosclerida; Niphatidae. Gene Ontology annotation, cellular component: peroxisome. The record is from RefSeq and is a predicted model, not a curated record. The coding region runs from base 46 to 735 and encodes 229 amino acids.